CUAUGCAAAGAGUUAUCAGUUGUCACAUAAACCAAUAAAUUACACAACUUUGAAACUUGAGUCACUAUAGCUACAUCGAGCAUAAUAACAAACAUAAACCAUAACAUGCAAGAAAACAUUUAAUGAAAUGAUAUACAUAAAUGAAUUAAUAAAUAUCUUGAGUUUAAUGAAUAAAAGGGCCUCAGGCCAUUUCAUUGCGCACAGUUUUUUGGCGGGUUAAAGCUUUUAAAGCUGGGAAAUUAUUUGUCGAAGAUGAUACCCGUUUAGGUAGGCCUAAAACCUCUGUUACCAAGGCAACAUCGCUGCUGUAAAAGUUGUUGUCGAACAGGAUGUGCGAUUGUCGGUGAAAGAUGUAGCCAGUUGUACUGGCAUAUCAGAAGGCAGUGUGCAAACAAUUCUGAAAAGCGUUAAGCUAUGUCGCAUGAACAGUCAUCGAAGGAGGAAAGGAAAUUAUACAGAAACUACUUCCUGUGUCAUUAAAGCUUUUAUCUUGCCAGCUUUAUCUGCACAAUGACUUGUUCAUUUCUGUACUAUAUUUAGCAUUUUGUAAUACUUAUUUGUGGCACACAAACAUGGGGAAUAUUGAAUCUGUUGUAGAAAAAGAUGAUACAGAGUGGAAAUUUGUUGGACGGAGUGUUGACCUGGAAAAGUUUAAAAAACUGCUUUCUAACAAUAAAUCAGUUCUUGUUUUUGGCAAGAGAAAAAUUGGAAAAUCAAGAUUUAUGAAAGAAGCAUGUAGACAACAUGUACAUACUACAUGUUUAUGGAAGGAUUUUGAUUUAGAUGACGUCCAGUCAGGAUAUUCUCAAUAUGAUUGGUUUCUGGAACUACUGGUUAGCUUAGGUGCAGAUCAAGAACGCUUUAAAAGUAAGUAUCCAUUGCAAAAAAUUGCAUGCAACUCCUGCGAGCUUUGUCGAGAACCGGGAAGGGACAGAUGUGAAAAACAGAAAGAUCUCAUUAUGUUACAAGUCAAUGUUAUAAUAAGUAAACUAAACAAAUGCAAACAUAAAAUUCUACUUUUUAUAGAUAACAUUGACAAACUAAUGGAUAGUACCUUUAAAGAUGAGUUCCUAGACUUUCACAAAAAGUCACUCAAAUGUGUUCAGUUGAAAACAAUACUCUCUUCUUCCAACAAAGUGGAAAACACUGCUAAAGGUUAUAUUACCUUUGAACUCCGACCAUUAGACAACACAGCAAUCACUGAAUUACUCUUUGAUACAACUGAAAAUAGAAUUGUCUCAGAUGUUCAAAACAGUUGUAAUAACGCUGUGGGAUAUUCAUCAGAAUCGAAUGUAUUCAAACCGGAAAACAAGCCAUAUAUUGACGCCAUUGUGAGAUUGUGUGAAGGCCUUCCGUUAGCGGCUUCUAUGUCAGGCCUGCGUUUGACAGAAGACUACUGCUUAUUUAAGCCUGCAGAUCUUGUAGAAAUCCUGAUAUGUAUGCGACUAACAAGUCUCAGUCCGGACAACUGCCCACCAGACGACAGAUUAGAAAUCUAUAAAAACCCAAUGGCUGAUGUGAAGGAUGUUUCAUCGUUCUUCCAUUGUUUGAAUCAGCAGAUGACUGGUACCAAGUUUGGUAUAGGCCAGGCCGUAGCUGCUGCAGAAGCUUCAGGAGAUAGUGUUGCAACAGAAGCUAUGGUAAAAAUGAAAAUCAUAAAGAAGGCUUUGAAUAGGUGUAUACUGUCUAUACAAUCACUGCCAGGGGAACAACAGUUGGAAUGGCAUGGCAUAUUCCGGGAAUGCCAAGCUGCACUGCAAGCUUUAGACAAAAUACCAGCUGGCAUUGACACUGCAAAGAAUAUGGUAAUGAAAUUUAUGAAAGAAAAUGUUGAAAAAGCUGGCCUAGAUUUUGAUAAGGAAAUACUUCAAGAUCCAAAAUCUCUAGAGUUUGCCAUCAGAAGUCUUUCUUGCAAGGAUAAAACCUCAUCACAAGUGCAAGGUAAGAACGACGAAGAUAAUGAGAUAAUGGACUCAGAUGAACAACAACACCAGGCUAGAAAGAAGGUUGAAGCUACUCGAUAUGGCACGGAACAUUCUUCAGUGAUGAAAGUCCAUGAAGAAGUUGAAAUUCAUAAAGAUGUGGAAAAUAGUCCAUAUACUGACGCAGGAAAAGCCAACAAACUACUCACUCGGUACUCCGUUUCAGAGGGUGAUCGCAGUGAUUUCGAUAGUGUGAGUCUACAAUUCGCAAAUAUUGAGCGCAGACAAACAGAAGGAUCAGUGGUAAGUGAUGCUAAUAGGACAUCACAAACCGGUAGUGAACAGACUACAAACAGGCUUCACUCUAGCAGUCCACCUCCAUAUACAAGUCGAGGAUGUUCAGAAGCAGAACCAGUACUCUAUCAAAUCAAGAAUAGUGGAGAAAGGAAUGUUUUCCGACCGAUUAACAUACAGUCUACAUUAAACUCUGUUGGAGAGCCUCCACCCAGCUAUACUUCAAUGGCUCCGAAUCAUCACUUGCCAAACAAUGUUACUGAACCCAGUAGACAAUACAUUAAUAACACCUCGCCACACUUUAUCUCUGAUUUGGCUGCCAUGAAUAAUAUUCGAGCUUGUUCAUUGCCAUCGGUCAACAGCUUAUUGUAUAGUUCCAAGAUUCCACAAGAAAGUACACUAGUAGGUAAUCGGGUGGUAUACAGUCGACAGAGGAAUUAUCAUAAUCAAAGUUUACAUAGAGCUCGAUCAGAUCCAACUUGUUAUCAUUCCGAGAACAAUGUAUCUAAGCAGCCAGUGGCUAAACCGAGGAGAGAAAUAGACACAUCAGUGGGUGACUCUUUGACAGGCCCGCCGGCAAUGAAUUAUAUUCCGCUAAGCCCGGGAAUUGUAAAGCAACAGUCGGAUAAGGCUGAUGCCAUUCGUAGUCCUCACGAACGUGUACAUACAGACACGAGAAUGCAAGCCUCAAAUCUGCAGAUAGCUGAACAGAAGGAACCAAUAUCUGACAUGCCUGUAGAAAUAUUUGAUCGAUCAGGGUUUUCUACGCAGGGACCACAGGACAUUUCGUACAAUAAAUCUACAUUUCAGCCAGGUCUCACAUACUUAGUCAGUCAAAACAGAUUAUCUGUAUAACCAAGUUGCGCAGACUGGAGAGAUGCCAAAACAUCAAGGCCAAUCAUUUGGAAGUAGUUUAUCAAUUAACCACAGAGUAUAUGAAUCAAACCCAAAAAGACGAUCUCCUAUGGCUGUAAUCCGCCCUAUGCCUAAACGCCGAUCUCCUCCCAAUGUCGACAAACAGUUGCCGAACGAACGAAGCAUCUCAAACGUGGGGCCGUCUGAACCAUCCGAUAUGAUUUAGAUAAUUUAAAAAAUAAAGAUAUGUCUGUGAAAGGAAAAUUUCUAGCUUAAGGAAGACAAUGCUAAUUAUAAACUUUAUAUUUGUGUAGCUCGAAAUAUUUCAAGAGAAAACGUUAUUUUUUUCAAAACUAUGUUUGAAUAACACUCAUAAGUCUUAUUAAUAUCUUGCCAAAGGUUAAAAUGAAGCAAACAGUACUCCGAUAUUCACAAUAUCGAAACAUUUUAAAUAGAUGUACAUGGAUAUUUGUGUAAAAGUUUGGCAGCUACUACUAAAUUUAUUCAGUAUCGUAAUUUUGUGUUGUAUAUAUAUAUAUAUAUUUGUCUGUAAAUGCGUGUUUUAAUUAAUUUGAAUUUGACGUAGAGGUUAUACGCUGUAGUCCUAGUAAAUUAUUUACGAGACGUAUUACCAAUUCGGAGUGUUAAAAUAUAUCGAAUUAAGUUCUGAUAUAUUGCAUUUCGAUAUUUAUACCUUGAAUAUGUAUGGUAUUAAAUAUAGCAGGUCAACGUGAAGCAACGUAACACUGUUUUAAUGAUAUUAAAACUUCGGAGAUAAUACGCGGUGUGAAAGAAUUUAGGAAUGCGCAAACUAUUCUGUGUGGCUAAUUAUCGAUUAAGACUGUGUCUAUUACGUAUUACGCCAUACUGAUACAUGUAUAUGGCGCAAAAUGAUAUACGGACUUGACGUCAGUACCACCGUGUUUUAAUAACAUUGUACAUGACAAUUUACCAUUUUCACCCAUUUACCUUUAAUGAUAGCUUGCCAUGAGUUAUUUAUAAAAAAGUGAUACCUUAAGUAUGACAUGUUUUUUUACUGUUAUAUGUAUUUAUUUUUAAAGUUAGUCUGUUAGUUCGUUUCAUACCCCAAUACGAAUGCCGUGAAUGAAUGGAACUUAGAUCUACUGUAUAUACAGCUUUGCUAAACUUCCUAUACUUAUUUUAAUGUAUUCAAAAUAUGUAAUAAUUGUUAUUGGUAUGAAUGCGUUUUCAUAAUAACGUCAUAAAGUAUUGAAUUUAUUUUGCCUAAGAAAAUCAGAAAUAUGUAAUUAAACAUUCAGUCAGUUGUAGAAUUUUAUGUUAAGUAUUACUAAACAUUUAGAGUACGUUUGCUUCAGUGUGUGUUCGAAAUAACUUUAACCGAGAUAAGACCAGAUGCAAUAUUUUGAUGAGUGGCGAAGCCAUCAUGAGUGAAAGAUAUUUCAUAUUUACAUGUAAAGUAAACAGUUCUUUUUAUUUCAAGUUUUAAAUGGUUUUAAACUAUUUUAUAUAGUUUAUAGUUUUCAUCCAGUCUUUUCCUUUUUCCUAUUUUUUUCACAUAUGAAUUGACUUUGACAAAGCGUUUUAGGCACGGACAAAGAUUAGCAUCAAUCAUACAGGUUUUAGUAGUUCAAAUAUUGUAUGCAAAUAAUUGAUUAUGAUUUAUUUUCAUGCGCUGAUUCAUGUGUCGUUAUUUUGUUGUUUUCAGAUAUCGGUCAAUAUAAGUAUUGGUAAUAUAUAUCACACCGACUUUAAAUAAAAUUUGUAUUGUGUUGUACUGAAUAUUUAAAGGAAGAAAGAAAGAAAUUUGAUGUUUCAGCAGGAAAAGAAAAACAUGGAAAGAAAAGAUUAUAACAUUUUUGAUUUUCCACAACGAAUUUUUCAAACUUGUUGAGAAAAUUGAAUUAAUGCUCGACAGAGCUCGACAAUGCACACAAACCAUGCCACUAGGUUGAAGGUCAAUGUCACACCUUGAGGUCAAUCGUCAAAUAAUUUCAUGCCAGCUCCACUUUGAAGAUUUUCAUACAACUAGAAUCAAUUAUUUACCAUAUUAAGACGACGUUCAAAGACAAAUCCAAUGUCACUAUGUCCGAUGCACUGGCGCCAGAUCAGAAAGAAAAUGCCUCUGUACAUGUUAUACCCUACCCCUAGGUAUUCUAUAAAAGCCAUGGUCAUGAACGGGAAAAUAUACUAACCCGUUUCAAUCGUAAAUUUCUCAAUUUAAACGCGCAGUUCGGUGAAUGGGUACCUAGUAUAUAUAACAAGCGAUAAUUUAUCUUCCAUUGAGUACCGGUCACAUUUCCUCAAUACAUCUUGUCUUAAAAAAAAACAACGCGUAGUUUAUAGUUAUUUCAACGUUACACAAAAUACUUGCUUGACCUUCCCUGGUGAAGUUCCGUUCUAGAUUACAAAAUCAUUCUGAUUGGCUGUUGUGAAAAUGUAUGUCAAUCGUCAUUUUACUACACGUGUUCGCUAAAAUGUGAAAAUGCAGCAUAAAUGUGCAAAAUGAAUGAAAUAAACAGAACAGAUUCAGACCAAUGUACCAUUCCAAAUUAAAGAUCAUAUACAAGAUGAGGUGGUUAAGGUCACACUUCUAACGUGUCAAGGGUAGGAUAGCAUAAACUGAUGUGCUUGCUGAUAUUGGUCUGCACUGGUCGCAAAGGCAGAAUAACUUGCCAGCAACAGGCUAAAGGUUAAUGGAAUGAUGCUUUACUUGUAAGUGUCGAAUGCUAUAAUAGUAUAGAUUAAAGAAGUACCGAAGCUUACUUUUAAAAAUGAUGAAAUGCUAACAAACUUGAUAAGUUAGAAGGCUAGUACGAGUAUCAGCCUUAAAUGUAUCUGAACUUUGAAGCUUCAUUUAAUGUUGUAUUGAAAUUAUGUUUGUCUAACUUGUUCAUUGCAUAACCAAAUCAACAGUUUCUAUCAUUGAUCAGAGAUGAUACUACAUAUACAUUUGUAUCAAUCCACGGUAAUUUCGGAAAACAUCUGCUUUAAUUGUAAAUUUCUUUGAACUCUUCAUCCUUCAUGUCACGUCAUGACGUUGUGAGUGAUGUUAUACUGACAUUUUUCUUUUAUUUUGUUCUUAUCUGUAGUCUUCCACUGUUGAAUAACAAAUUUUAUAUGUUAAUUUGUGACUACACCAAAUGUAAAGAAAUGGUGUCGUGUAAUUGCUUGUAUAUGUAAUGUACAGUGGCAAUAAAUUGAAAACGUAGUUCCUUAAUUUGCCAGCGAGUUCCACCAAAUGCAUAGGAUUACACAAGCUUAAAAUCAUAAUUCGUUUUUGCAGUACUCUUUAAUCGUGUAAAUUUCUUCUUUUUUUAUUUUUUUGUUUUAUGUAAAUUUCUUUAUGUACUAACACAAUGGAUUUUCUUGUUAAGGUAAGCUUAAAUAUAUUUUGGCAAAAAUUCUCAAAUAAAAGACAUUGACAUUUUUUCUUGCCAUUUUUGUCACACCGGUGCUUUGUUUUAAUGUUACUUUUUGUUAUGUAGAAAUACUUUAUAUUUUGAGAUUUGCUCUUAUGACAUUUUACAUAAAAUUAUACUGUACAGAUUUUGUAUACAGUUCUUUUUUCAUCAUCAAACAUGUUUGUUGUACUUUUUUGUACAAAACGAUAAAAGAUGAAGUAAGAUAUGUUUGAUUAUGUGUAUACAUUUUGAUAUAUAAGAUAUAUAAUGUAUAUGUAUCUUUGCUAGGAAUUGACAAUAGUGUAUGAUGUGGAAAAUAAACUAGGUUGACUUUAUAAGUUUGAAGACAAACAGGGCAUAAUCAAUAACAUGACACAAAUAAGAUUUUGUCUAAUAUUUAAAGUCAGUAAUGUAUCUGUCAGUUCGUAUGACAUUAUUAUGUUAAGAAAUUGAAAAUAUUUGAAUGUAUUUCUAACUGAAUAUAACUGUAUAUGGUGACAUAUGAAUGUACUUUCUUCACAUAUUUUGACUUUAUUGUCAAGUAUGUAUAUGUAAUCUUUGGUUUAAGAUAACGCAGUUCAUGCAUAUGUUUACAUGCUUACAUGUGUCUUCUUGCCGCGUAUAUUGUUAAAGUAUACGUUUUAUUUCUGUUAGGUAGUUCUGCACGUUUAAAAAAAAAAAACAACGAAAAGUGUAAUAUGCCCGGAUAACAUAGAAUAAACCCUGGACUCGUCGUUCCUGGACUCGUGAAAUAAAAAUCAAAUUAAGAAUUAAUGGCAUCCCGUGGAUAAACGUUAAAACAGCUAGAAAUCUAAACAUUUUAUUUCACCAUAUUAUAAACGAUAUAUUUAUUAUGUCUGCCCCACCCCCAUAUUGUUUUUGCCCUGUCCGUCUGUCACACUUCAUUUCCGAUCAAUAACUGGAGAACCAUUUGACCUAAAACCUUCAAACUUCAUAGAAUGGUAGGUCUUAUGAAGUAGACGACCUCUAUUGUUUUAGGGUCACUUAAUCAAAAGUCAAGGUCACAGGGGCCUGAACAUGGAAAAUCAUUUCCGAUGAAUAAGUUAAGAACCACUUGACCCAGAAUGUUGAAACUUCAUAGGAUGAUUGGGCACGCCAAGCAGAUGACCCCUUUCAUUUUGGGGUCGCUCCGUUAAAGAUCAAGGUCACAUGUGCCUGAACAUGGAAAAUCAUUUCUGAUCAAUAUCUUGAGAACAAGAACAUUAAAACUUCAUAGGAUGAUUGUAUUUUCGAUCAAUAACUAGAGAACCAUUUGACCUAGAACCUUAAAACUUCAUUGGGUGAUAGGGCUUACAAAGUAGAUUACCCUUAUCAUUUUUUGGGUUACUUGAUCACAGGGGCCUGAACAUGGAAAACAUUUUCUGAUCAAUAACUUGAGAACCAUUUGACAUAGAACCUUAAAACUUCAUAGGAUGAUUGGACUUACAGAAAUCUCUAUUGAUUUUCGGGUCACUUGAGCAAAGAUCAAGGUCACAUAUGCCUGAACAUGGAAAACUCUUUCCGAUCGCUUGAGAACCACUUUGCCCUGAAUGUUGAAACUUCAUAGGAUGACUGAACUGCAGAGUAGAUGACCCCUAUUGAUUUUGGGGCCACGCUAUCAAAGGUCAACGUCACAGGGGCCAGAACAUGGAAAACCGUUUCCAAUCCAUAAUUUGAGAACCACUAGGCCCAGAAUGUUGAAACUUCUUGGGAUGACUGGACAUGCCGAGUAGAUGAUCCCUAUUGAAGCAAACCAUCAGUGUCUCUUGGAAUUUUGCUCCUGUCCCCUAUUGGCUUCUCACCUAUUGUUACUAUGCAUUGGGGGAGACAUGUGCUUUUCUACAAAAGCAUCUUCUACUUUACGACUGUGAGAAGUUUCAUUAACAUCUACGAAACAGAAAAAAAAUUCUCUACACCAAAUGCCAUCGGAACUGUGAUAUUCCUGCAGAUUAUGAAAAUUUGAGGUUUACACUUAUCAGAUCAGUAAAGCAAAAAGAAUCAAAUAUAUUUUUUUUAUUUAUUACGUUAGUAUAUGAAGAAGUUUUGAAAAUCAGGGUUUCAUCAAAUUCUUCAUUGUAGAAAAAACGUUCCGAACGUGCAGAACUACCUUAACCCUGCAAACAAGGGUUCAAAUCGCGUUCUUAUAGUCAUCUUGCAAUUCAGUACAGGAUAAGCUUAAAACAGGGGAAGUAUUUCGAAAUAAAUAACUUUUAGUUUGACUUACAAUGUGUUUGAGAAUACUUUGUGAUAAUGCAUUUCAGGGUUAUAUUAAGCAACGAUUUAUGUUGUUUACGUAAGAUCUCAAGCAUACAAAUAAACUGAGACAUAUUGAUUGCAAGUACUUGUAAGUUGAUUAGAUAAACCGUAGUGUUAAGUGUAUAUGGGACCGAGACAAGUUGUACAUAUUUCACACAGUGACACAAAAUGACAACCACGUGUAAUUUUUACAUUUUUGAUAUUACUGUUCUAUCUGACUUUCAUGAUUCACCAUUAUUAUAUAUCAAGAAUAUUUAUUAUUACUCAUAGACCAUAGUGAUGUUUAAUAAGCAUGUGCUGGUGUAAAUGGGAAAUGGGGCCAAGACAAGACACUCGUACUCUACAGAGAAAGCCCGAAUUACAAAUAUUAGAUAAAUGUUUAAAAUAAAUAUUUAGAUUGUUUCUCAGAAUCACUCAAUAAGUACACUAAUAAAAACUUUUAACAAAAAAAGCUUCUUCAUGUAGUACCCAAGUACAACAGGCAGUCAAACGUGAAUGGUCUUCAUUUAGAACCCAAGUAAACAAACAUGAAUGCUCAUCAUCUAGAACCAAAGUAAAUCAGGCGAACAAAUGUGAAUGUUCUUUAUGUAGUUAAAAUGACUUAUGACCCUCAGUAAAACACUUGAACAAACGUGAAGUUUAAAUUUUGAAUUCCAGAAAAAGAUGACAUUUUUGAAUAGCACGACACCUUUAAAAAAGAACUAAUGCAUAUGUCCAUUUUGAUGCAUUUUUGAUGAUGUCCCAGUUCUGAAGGUUUAAUGCAUUGUUUUCAGCCAAUUUAUAAAUGGUAUUUUUAAAGGAGGGGUGGGGACAACAUUUUGAGAAUAAUUCAAAUAUCUAGUGGAAAAACAAUAUGGUAAAACAUGCAUUUGACAGGUAAAUUAUUCAUUAAAUAUUUACCAACAAUUGUUAAAAGUUUAUUUAAAUCAUGUCGAUUUCAGUCUGACAAAAAUUAGUAGGAAAAAUAAUUGAAUCAAUGAAACACUUACUUAUUUAUCAAUUUUAGAGCUCGGCAAAUAUUGCAAAUACAUAAAAAUGUGUUAAAGCUCUAGAACUAUUACUGUAUUAAAAACGUUGAACUAUCCGCAUGGGUGACGCUUUCUGAGGUACCUUUUCCGGGUUCUAAGACAUAUUUCCAUAAAAUAACAAAUCUUUAAUAAGCGUGUUUCAUUUGAUGUUCAAUUUAAAUAUUAAUGUAUUCUUUUGUUUGGUUUGUGUGCCCCCGUGGCCGAGUGGUUAAGGUCACUUUCCCCUCGUCGAUGUGGCUUCAAGCAUCACUCGGGGCGUUGAAUUCUUCCUAUGAGGAAGUCAUUAUGAAGUAAUGCACGGAGGGGCACGUGGCGUCUUCUUCCACAUACAAAGCUGGAAAGUCGCCAUAUAACCUACAAUUGUGUCGGUACGACUUUAAACCAAACAAAAUAAAUCAAUAAAUAUUCUUUUAUUGGUUUGGUGAUAAACAUCCUGAUCUUGAACAUCGAAAGUUGUAUAUACAUAUGAUUCAGAAUGUAUAUUGAGAAAUUGAAAAAUGUGUUAUCUUUAUUAUUACUCGUUUCACUUAUUAGUAUAUUUAUUGAGUCCAUGUGAAACGUUCUUUUUUAAAUGUCCAAUGUCUUAUUUAAAUAAUGGUGGUUUUUAAGCCUAUAUGUUAUCAGAUUUUGCCAGCCUGAUAUUUGCUGCGGUAUUUAUUUUGCAUAUUUUUAUGAAGGCAGUAUAAUUAAGUAUACUAAUUUAUAUACUUAAUUAGUUAAUAUUUCCUUUUUUUAUUGCCAGGCUUAUAUAUUUUUCACGAAAUGAUAACUACGUGUUCGUCUAUCUAAGAAAGCAAAGUUUACAACGUGUCUAAAGUAUGGUGCUAGUAGAAGUGCAAGUGUCACGAGGACCAAAACCGCUGAAUCUCAGUAUUUUGUCUAUGUGUUGUAUUGUUUUCGUACCUUGUUUAUAUUGAAUAAAACUGUCUUUUUG
This is a messenger RNA of Mercenaria mercenaria, 10672 nucleotides long. RefSeq lists its product as uncharacterized. The coding region runs from base 573 to 3071 and encodes 832 amino acids. The record is from RefSeq and is a predicted model, not a curated record. NCBI's taxonomy places the organism in Eukaryota, Metazoa, Mollusca, Bivalvia, Venerida, Veneridae. The transcript has 8 exons.